AACGUGAAAUAUCACGCUCUAAAAAUUUUAAAUGCGGUGGAACAAUAAUUAUGAGACGUAGCAGAGGAAAUCCUGAGCUGCCGAUCAAAAAAUAUGAUGGUGACGAGAACGAUGGCAAGAAUGAUGACGAGAGUGAUGACGAGAAUGAUGAUGAGAAUAAUGUUAGAAUAUAA
Cetraspora pellucida is the source of this 173-nucleotide messenger RNA. Lineage: Eukaryota; Fungi; Glomeromycota; Glomeromycetes; Diversisporales; Gigasporaceae. The record is from the annotation of a GenBank genome assembly.